AUGACCUCUUCCCCCACCAGCCGCAACGCCGUCGACCUCCUCACCAGCCUAGCGGCCAUCAUCACCACCAUCGCGACCAACCUGCACGCCAACCGGCUCGACCGCGCGCGCCUCCGCGCCACCCUGAAGGAAUACGCCGCGCGCGCCGAGUCAGACGGCAAGCUGAUCAAUGCCUCGCGGCAGUCGCAGCGGUGCGUCGAGCACGGCCUGCUGCUCGCCUACGUGCACAUGGAGUUUAUUGCGAGCUUGCUGCGCUACAACCUGACCAUCCCCGCCACGGCCGUCAAGUGGUACAGUGUGCGCUCGCUGCUGCUCAAGCGCUACCGGCUCUCACUGUUCGGGGUCGCGGCGCAGGUGCGGGACCUGCGCGCGCAGCUGGAGAAUAUUCAGAAUAAGGCCGAGUUGCUGUAUGCGGAUUUCGCGGAGGGUGGGGUGGAAAUCCCCGAGACGCCGAUUCUCUAUCGCAAGGUGACGGCUUGUGAGCCGGUUGGGGCGCCGCCGGAAGGUAAGUUUUGUUUGUGUAUGCGUGUGUUUCGGGUGGACUUGCUGAUAUAG
Aspergillus uvarum CBS 121591 is the source of this 555-nucleotide messenger RNA. RefSeq names its product glyoxalase family protein. Bases 1 to 555 code for a protein of 184 amino acids. NCBI's taxonomy places the organism in Eukaryota, Fungi, Ascomycota, Eurotiomycetes, Eurotiales, Aspergillaceae. The record is from RefSeq and is a predicted model, not a curated record. The transcript is spliced from 2 exons.